AUGAAGCAACCGCAAGUAAUAUUACUCAUUGGAGUUCUAUGCAUUCACUCAGUUUUAGGUCAACAGGUCAAACAGUGUCCCUCGCAGCAGCAGUGCCUGGAGUUUAACAGCUGUCACGAGUUUCGGACGUAUGUUGGAGUCGCAGCAACUAAGUGGCCUCCAAUGGUACAAACAUUAAUCAAAAGCCGCAUCUGCAAGUUGGAACAACGUGGGCGCGAAAGAAUCUACAGCGUCUGUUGCAGUUCGCCAUAUCAGUUUCCAAAUGGUUUGUUCAACAGCUGGGGACAUCCUGCCCCAAGCGCCCACAAGCCUAGGGGUCUAGAUUUAUUAGAUAUGAAAACAUGUGGUAAGCACAGCAGCGAACGGAUAGCCUUCGGAAAGAAGGCUCAGGUGUUCGAAUAUCCGUGGAUGGCUCUACUUCUAGAUGACAAUCAGGAAAUCCGCUGCGGCGGAUCUCUUAUCGCAGAGAGCUACGUCCUCACAGCAGCACAUUGCAAUCGACCGGCGAUAGCAACCGUGCGUUUAGGUGAAAAUGAUAUAUCCAAGGAUAUCGAUUGUAACAACUUCGGUGAUGAGUUGGACUGUGCCGAUCCUCCGCAGGACAUCGAGGUGUCCAAAUUCAUUAAGCAUUCGUUAUAUAGUAGCUCUAAGAGAAGAAAUGAUAUAGCUUUAAUCAAACUUGCCAAACCAGCUAGAUUAAGUUUUAGUGUUAAAACCAUCUGUCUGCCCAUUGGAGCGAUGGUGCGCAGUCCGGAGCCAAAGGAAAUGAUCAUUUCCGGUUGGGGUUUCACCGAACGGGGACGAACCUCAAACGUGCUGCAAUAUGCUAGCGUGCCGAUUCUAACGACCGACCGCUGCGCCAGCACCUUGGCCAAACUCAGUGAUGCCAUUACGCUGGACGAUUCCAGUCAGCUUUGUGCCGGUGGAGUAAACAAGGUGGACAAUUGCGCGGGAGAUUCCGGCGGACCGUUGCAGUAUUAUUCGCGCUCGUCCGCUGCGGUAAUGUACGGUGUGGUCUCGUUUGGGGUCAACUCGUGUGGAGAUGAAAGCGCUCCCGGAGUGUACACUAGGGUUUCACACUAUAUCGACUGGAUCGCACAGAACUUGGAAUAA
Sabethes cyaneus is the source of this 1113-nucleotide messenger RNA. Its product is annotated as phenoloxidase-activating factor 3-like. The coding region runs from base 1 to 1113 and encodes 370 amino acids. The transcript is spliced from 5 exons. The record is from RefSeq and is a predicted model, not a curated record. Lineage: Eukaryota; Metazoa; Arthropoda; Insecta; Diptera; Culicidae. Gene Ontology annotation, biological process: proteolysis. Gene Ontology annotation, molecular function: serine-type endopeptidase activity.